UUAAAAAUUAUCUAAAAUUAAUAACUAAAAAAAACUGGGGAGAAAAAAGCACAAAUGCGUUGAUAUACAAUUCUCUGAUAUAUUAUUUCAUGGUUAUGUGAUAUAUGUUUAUCUCUGUUAUUUAACUUAACCUGACUUAACCUGAAAUUCAAGUCACAAAGAAAUUCUUGAUUAUUUUUUAAAAAAUUUCAAAAUAAAGUUAUAAUAUAAUUUUAUUUUUAAUAUAUUCAAUGCAGAACUGAAGUAUGAAAGAACGAUACAAAUAAAUCUAUAAAGACAUUGAAUGUGUGAUUUUUGUAUUCGAAAUAUUGUCAAUAUGAUAAAUUGUGUCAGAAUUUUUUAUGUUAAAAUAUAAUUUGUAAUAAAUAUUUUAAAAAAGUGGUUAUUCUUGAAGUUUUGUUAAAAAAUAUUUGCCUGCUCUGUUUCUGAAUAUACAUAUUAUAAAUAUAAAUAAAAAAGAUUAGGAUGAACAAAACUCCGGUUUCAAUUUUACAAGAAAUGAUGAUGAAGGAGAAAUGUGUACCAAAUUAUGAAUUAAUUUUCGAUGGUGGAGGUACUCAUGACAAUACAUUUACUUAUCAAGUUACUUGUGAUGGAUUUAUGGCAAUUGGUACAGGACGAUGUAAAAAAGAUGCUAAACAUGAAGCUGCCAAAGAAAUGUUGGAAAAAAUUGCUGCUCAUCGAGCAUAUCCACAAUUACAAGAAUCACCUGCACCAUCGCCUGCGAGAAGACCAUUGCUUACUGAAACUACAGUUUCGCCUAAACGUCCCUCAAAUUUACCCUUUUUAAAUGCCAUUGGAGCCUUGGCUCAAUUGUGCGUUGAUAAUAAUCUUCAACAGCCGGAAUAUAAGGAAGUUGAUGAUGUUGGUCCACCGCAUGCGAGAGUAUUUACAAUCUCUUGUAUUGUUUCAUCAUUUCAAGAAGAGGGUAUUGCUACAACAAAAAAGCAAGCAAAACACGAGGCCGCAAGGAAAAUGUUAGAAAAAAUUCAAAUAGUUGUUGAAGAUUUACGUGAUUCAGGUGAAAUUGAUAUAAGAUGUGAUGAUGCAAAAUUAUUAGAAACAAAUGCCAAUGAAUUAGCACUUGAAAAAUAUUCCACAUUAACGAAACUACCACAAAAGAAAAUUAAUUUAGGUGUUAAAUUAGAUGAUUAUCAUAGACAUUUGAAAAAAUCCUACGACGAAGAAACACGUUGUGAAAUAUUAAAAGAAUUAAAAAGUUUAGAUGAAUUAAUUAAAACGUGCAAUUGCGAUGUUACGGAAGAAUUUGUAAAUGAAUUGAAAGUGAAAUUUAUCGAAUUUUUGAAACCCCUUUAUUUGACAUAUUGUUCUGUGGAAUUGGAUACAAAUUCAAAAACAGAAUAUGCCGUUGCUGUGGAAAUAUCGACAAAUCCUGAUAUUGUUGGUAUUGGAAUUGCUGAUUUUACAUAUAAAGCAGAAAGAAAUGCUAUAUAUCAAAUUAUUAAUAAUUUAAUAUGCUUGUUUUCGUAAAUUAUUAAUUUGAUAAUGUUUUACAUAUAAAUAGUUUUAAAUGUAUGAUAAAAUUGUACAAUUAUAAUUUAUUAUUAUCAACGAAUGAAAUGAAUUUAUAUAUCAAGCUAGAAUUUAGAAUUUAUAAUAACUAUAUAAAAAUAAAUUAUAAAACUAUAUUUCUAUAAAUACUAUUUCUAAUUUAUUGUUUUAAAUAUACCAUUGUUUAAUUAUUAUUCUUUUUUACAAGAAAAAUAGAAAUAUUUUUUUAUUUUCCCUAAAAUUGUACAGAUUUAUGAAAAUAUAAAUUUGAAUUUCGCACAA
Messenger RNA from Leptopilina boulardi, 1794 nucleotides. RefSeq names its product interferon-inducible double-stranded RNA-dependent protein kinase activator A homolog. Lineage: Eukaryota; Metazoa; Arthropoda; Insecta; Hymenoptera; Figitidae. The transcript is spliced from 3 exons. The record is from RefSeq and is a predicted model, not a curated record. The coding region runs from base 466 to 1491 and encodes 341 amino acids.